GAAGUAAAUAGCAUGAACAAUUAGCUCAACCCACUGUCACCACAUUAGAAAAUAAAUUGAAUAGACUUACCUACGAUCUACCAAUAACUGAACAGAGGAUUAAAGAGCUUUUCAACUAUUCAUUGGCUUUGAACACUUGUGUGGUAUACAUUUUACAGAUUGGUGAUAUAUGGAAUACCCAUUUAAUAAAAUAAACGCUAGUUUUGUCAUGUGACUUUAUGUCGAAAGUAUGAUCAUUGAGGAUUGUAAACAGUUAAUGUGUAUAAUAAACGAGUGGACCUUAAGUCUUCGUGGCUAAUUUUCCAUUUUAUUUUUCGCUUUUAAAUGAUGUGUCUAAUACAUAUCAAUACACAUUGUUAACACACUGGAUACUCAGGACUUGAAGUUGUAUUACGGUGCGACGUUUUUAAAAAAAAGCACCAUUAAAUCAUAUGAUACACAAAAUGGAUAACAGUUGUCUAAUAGCUUGGUUGCUGUCAGUGGUCUAUUUGAACGCUGUUAUAGUUUCAACCCAAUCAUGCGGCUCCCAAAGUUCGUGCGAAUCAUGUACGAGCAGGAAUACCUUUUCACCAAAACAAGACAUCAAAUGCCGUUGGUGCUCACUAGAUAAUCAGUGCCACAUAUUCGAUGAAUUCAACAACCCUUGCGAUUCCGACAUGAACAUUAAAGAACGUUCUUUAUGUAAAAGCUCCGCAAGUGACAAGAAAUACAAUGAAAGCAAGGCAUUGAUGUUCACGAAACUGUCCGCUGUUGCAUACGCCGAACCAGAGUAUUUGUCAAAAUGCAUCAAACAUAUUCUUCCAAACGACGAUUUCGAGAUUAUGGAAGCUAUAGGGAGAAAGUGUGAGAGGUGGUUUGACUACAAGGAGUGUUUUGUAUACACUGCUUUAUCACAUCGUCAUCGCACUAUCCUCGUUGGUUACCGAGGAACGACACAAUUCAUGCAACUUACGGAGCAAGCUUUUUCGGGCAAGUCGGCUGAUACAGAUUGGGUAUUGACACAUGAAGACGGAAAAAUUCAUAGGUAUUUCAAUUUUGCGUUUAACAGGCUAUAUGAUCCAUGUAUUCAAGAAAGCGUAAAAAAACUAGCCACAGAAUACAAGACGUACGAAAUAGUGGUUACAGGUCAUUCUCUUGGCGGCGCUAUGGCAUCUUUAACUGCCUACUCUCUAGUUCAAAAGGGAGUUGUUGCAAAGGAGCGCAUGUCACUGUACACGUUUGGCAUGCCGCGAGUUGGAGACACAAGAUACGCUUUCAAUCACGACAACAAAGUUCCAAACAGCUGGCGUAUCAUCCAUUGGCGCGACAUGGUUGCAAGGAUUCCUCCAAAGAUUUUGGGAUAUUAUCAUCAUAAAAUGGCGGUUUUGUAUCCGGAAAACAUGCCGCUAAAUUCUAAUAAUUACACAAUUUGCACAGACAAUGAAAAUUCGACAUGCAGCUUGUCGAUAACGAUGAACUUGGAGCAGCAUAGUUCGUACUUCGGGAUAAACUUGGGUGACUACUGUCAAACUACUUUGAAAUACAAGAGAGAAACGGAUGAACCCAGAUUUCCCGAAGGUCACUGUCAGGUCAUAACGUUGAAAGGCGCCGGGGAAAUGUUAAAUACGAUCAUAAUAAAUGUGACGGAAAGCACGUGCGACUUUGAGAUAGACAAUUGCGAUUGGACGAAAAGUAACGGAAGUACCUUCUCUUUCAAGAGAAUUAAUGGUUCAAGCGACAGUGCAGGAAUGACCGGACCCAGUUUUGAUUCCACGGGAUCCGUCUCAGGUCAUUACAUUUACGCCGAAGCCUCAGGUAACAUGAAGCAAUUGACAAAACUGCGCUCUCCAAACUUCUUCUCCGGUUUGUAUUGCUUUGAGUUUUUCUACCACAUGUACGGCGAGGAUAUGGGUUCUCUAACGCUCACUAUGCACUCAUCGAAAACAUCGUCCAGGGAAAUAUUUCAAGAAUCUGGCGACCAGGGAAAUCAGUGGAAGAAAGUGCGCAUAAACGUGAACGUUACCAAAUGGAAGGAUGUCCUGAUCUAUUUUGAAUUUGAGGCGAGGAUUGGUAAAAGCUACAAAAGCGAUAUCGCCAUGGACAGCAUCCGCAUUACACCAACAAGGUGUUGAAACUGAUGAUAGCAAACUGAGAAAUGUUCAAUAUAAAUACAUCCAGAGAAUCCUGGCUACAAAAACAUAUAUUUUUAAGGCCAACCUGUCCAACACAAAUUGGUGUGAUUUAUGUAGUGAACACAUUGCUACAGUAUUUCAUCUUUUCUUGGAGUGUUAACAUAUUCAAACUCUAUGGAACCCAUUGACACCCUUUCCUUUUUAGAGAAACAACAAUUACAUUUUAAACUGUCUUAGAAAUCAGUUUAAGGGUAAAGUCCUUCAAAAUACUAGAGGUUAAUAACGCUGUGAAUUGCAUUAUUAGAUUAACGAAGUAUUUCAUAUUCAGCAUGAAAUACAGAAAAACUAUAAAUUGUUUUAUCAAUUAUUCAAAUAUUGAGUUUCAAAUUAAAAAAAAGAAGUAGCCCUCGACAAUGAUACACUAAACAUAUUUGAAAAUAAAUGGAAAGAAAUUAAACUUUUAAAAUCGAGUCCAGUUGUUUCUACCCAACUCAUGCAAUUUGUCUUUUUUAUAUUCCAAUUUUGUUUUUUUAUAAGCAUCACAAACAACCAAAGCACAAAAGUACACAUAAAAAGUUGUUGAAUCUAAAGGAAAACUUAAGGUAAAAAUAUGUUUAUAUUAGCAUACCUUGUAUAAUAUGUUUAAAUGUAUUGCUACUAUAUGAAAUAACUUUGUUUUGUGAUCAUAUAAAUGUAUAUAUGUUAUGUUUUAUAUUAGACAUAAAUUAUUUAGGCUC
Messenger RNA from Dreissena polymorpha, 2848 nucleotides. RefSeq lists its product as uncharacterized. Gene Ontology annotation, biological process: lipid metabolic process. Bases 432 to 2111 code for a protein of 559 amino acids. The transcript is spliced from 4 exons. Gene Ontology annotation, cellular component: membrane. NCBI's taxonomy places the organism in Eukaryota, Metazoa, Mollusca, Bivalvia, Myida, Dreissenidae. The record is from RefSeq and is a predicted model, not a curated record.